AUGGAAGACAUUGAGACGGAGCAAUCUCGCCAGGUUCGAGUGACGUUGCGAGUCGAUAAGACACGCUCAGCUAUGCCAAAGGGCGUGCGCCCCUUGGGCCUGGAUAUCAAACGAUCCGUUGACGGAGAUAUGCGCGUCGCAGCGUUAUUUCCAACCCAUCGAAGAGUAUUUCAAUCGAUUGGUGACCCCAAAGGUCCCACUGCUCAAGAAAAGCAGAAGUCAAUCUCAGAUGAGGCUCAUGCAUCAUUGCAGUCUCGCCGGUGUGAGGCCUUGGAGCAUUUCACGAGGCGCUCUCCAUACGACGCAAUAUCGCCGCAUUUUGUGGAAAUCAUGCCAACAUUGCUUGAGGAUGUGCAACCGGAAGUCGGAAUUCGUCCCGUUCCUUUCACUGCUUCGGGCGACUCGAGAUUCGAGUCUAUUGGUCAAGUUCACGUGUCUUCGUUCGGCUGUGAGGAUGUACCCAUCAUCUGCAAGGAAGCCAACCCAGCGAGCGGACCAUUUAACAUGAAAAACGUAUGCCUCAUAUCAUAG
This is a messenger RNA of Aspergillus pseudoviridinutans, 531 nucleotides long. RefSeq lists its product as uncharacterized. The transcript is spliced from 2 exons. Lineage: Eukaryota; Fungi; Ascomycota; Eurotiomycetes; Eurotiales; Aspergillaceae. The record is from RefSeq and is a predicted model, not a curated record. The coding region runs from base 1 to 531 and encodes 176 amino acids.